This is a messenger RNA of Aureobasidium melanogenum CBS 110374, 897 nucleotides long. RefSeq names its product alpha/beta-hydrolase. The transcript is spliced from 5 exons. The coding region runs from base 1 to 897 and encodes 298 amino acids. Gene Ontology annotation, cellular component: mitochondrion. NCBI's taxonomy places the organism in Eukaryota, Fungi, Ascomycota, Dothideomycetes, Dothideales, Saccotheciaceae. The record is from RefSeq and is a predicted model, not a curated record.
AUGCUGGCAACAAGAACAUUCGUCCGGUCGCGGCAAGCAUUUCAAUCGCUCAGCAUACGCGCAUUCUCGUCAACUCCAAUCAAUGCUAAGCUGAAGCUUGCCUACGACUUCUAUGAAGCCGAGAAGCCUGAAUCCAAGAAGGAUCCCAUCGUCUUUAUCCAUGGUCUCUUCGGCUCUAAAAAGAACAACCGGAGCAUGAGCAAAGUCUUUGCUCGUGAUCUUAACCGUCCCGUUUACGCCAUUGACUUGCGCAACCAUGGCGAAUCACCUCAUGACCCCAGACACGACUACACCGCCCUCGCCGAGGAUGUUGAAGACUUUCUGCAAGAGCACAAGAUCGAGCGUCCUGCUCUGAUUGGCCACUCCAUGGGCGCCAAAACAGUCAUGGCAGUUGCCUUGCGCGGUAAAGUGCCCAUCGCAAGUCUGAUUCCCGUCGACAAUGCACCUGUCGAUGCAGCCUUGAAAAGCGACUUUGGCAAAUACGUCCAGGGUAUGCGCAAGAUCGCCGACGCCAACGUACAGAAGCAAUCCGAGGCCGACGCCAUCCUGGCCGAAUUCGAGUCCAAUGUAGGCGUGCGUCAAUUCCUACUCACUAACCUCGCUCGCGGAAAGGACGGCAUUCAGAGAUUCCGUAUUCCUGUCAAGUACCUUGCAAACGCUCUAGACAACAUGGCCGACUUCCCUUUCACCGACCCUGAAGAAGCACGAUGGGAGGGUCCAACUCUAUUUGUCAGAGGCACCAAGAGUCACUAUGUGGCAGACGAGACGCUACCCAUCAUUGGAAGAUUCUUCCCGAGAUUCCAGGUUGCAGACAUCGACAGCGGCCAUUGGGUCAUCAGUGAGAAGCCUCAAGAAUUCAGAAAUGCCGUCGUUGAGUUUUUGCAGGACAAAGAGUAG